AUCUGAUCUAAAAAUAUGUAUGAUGAUUGACAACUGGUAACAUUCAAGAAACUUGUUAAAAAUAGCCAACACGAAAGGAUACAAAAAGGAGGUCUACAAUGGAUUAUCUUGUGGCUGAUUCAAGUUUAUAUAAAGGGCUUAAUUCUCUUUUUCUUGGUUUUUGUGUUACCUCUCACUUGUCUCAAUUUGAAUCACUUCGUAACCACUUGCGGAUUCUAUAUCACAAAACAAAAGACGAACCUAAUUCAACCUUAGUUGCCAACUUUUCAAGAAAAGGUAUUGAUGUGCGUCCUGUCGAUUACAUGCACCCGAAUGAUCUUUCCAAGGCAUUUCAUAAAGUAGACCAAAUGAUUCUUACUGUCGGCAGUCAUCCUGAUAGAGUCAAGCACUGUCGACACCUCUGUAGAGUCGCUAUACGAUCAGGCAUACGCUCUAUUAUAUUUUUAUCACAUAUUGGUGCUCAUUCAAAAAAUCACGAAUCCCUUAAUAACUAUGGUUUGAUUGAAGAUUAUCUGGUAGAACAACAGCAAAUUUGCGAGGAACAAGACAUGGACAGAGGACGCAGCUUUAAUUGGACCAUUUUAAGACUUGAUUGGAUUCAGCAAUAUUUCCAUCUUUGGGCUUGCCAAAUUGAAUCUCGCAAGAGUAUAGGGUUGCCCCUUGCUCAUGAUACCAAGAUUUGCCCAGUGGAUAUCUCUGAUGUAUGCCAUGUUGUCGCUUCUCUUGUGACUAACCAAGAGGGCUCUCUUUUAUCUGAUGUGCAUGAUGUGCAUGCAAGUCAAUCCUAUACGCUGACUGGUCCUGAGGCAAUCACAAGUAAAGAAUUGAUAGACAUGAUUUCACAUGCAACUCGGUUUAAACAAAUCAAAUAUCAAAUGAUGCGUCCUAUGGAUACUGGUUUUUACUUGAAGAGCCUUAGUCACAACAUUUGGUAUGAUGAGCGUAUAAAGAAAGAAAAGUCUCGCAUUUAUUUCGACUCACUUGAUAAUGGACAUAUGUAUCGAUUGAAUGCAUUUACUGUGCCCAAUGAUGUACACGUACAGAGAUUUUUGGAUUAUUUCGAUUGGGUUAGCAAGACUUCUGGUAGUUUUCCUGUUGAAGACACCAGGCUUCUAUUGACACAUAAAGAACCAAGUUCUAUUCAAGACUUUUUUUUAGAGAAUGCAAACAGUUUUAAGCCUAGAGUUUAAAGGAGAAAGACGUCUAAUUAAUAAACUACACUUUAGGAGAAGUUUUAUUGACGC
This is a messenger RNA of Gilbertella persicaria, 1244 nucleotides long. RefSeq lists its product as uncharacterized. The coding region runs from base 99 to 1190 and encodes 363 amino acids. The transcript is spliced from 3 exons. NCBI's taxonomy places the organism in Eukaryota, Fungi, Mucoromycota, Mucoromycetes, Mucorales, Choanephoraceae. The record is from RefSeq and is a predicted model, not a curated record.